Ctenopharyngodon idella (grass carp) is the source of this 8710-nucleotide messenger RNA. RefSeq names its product chromodomain helicase DNA binding protein 5 (gene chd5). Gene Ontology annotation, molecular function: ATP hydrolysis activity; chromatin binding; DNA binding. The coding region runs from base 83 to 6079 and encodes 1998 amino acids. The record is from RefSeq and is a predicted model, not a curated record. NCBI's taxonomy places the organism in Eukaryota, Metazoa, Chordata, Actinopteri, Cypriniformes, Xenocyprididae. The transcript has 40 exons. Gene Ontology annotation, biological process: negative regulation of transcription by RNA polymerase II; chromatin remodeling. Gene Ontology annotation, cellular component: chromatin; nucleus; NuRD complex.
UGAAAAUCUGGGCAUUGAGAGGGUUAAGUUUCAGGACUUUAUCCCUGUAUCUCGGAUGUGAUUUUCUUGUUAUGCGGUAAAGAUGCCCGGAUCGCUAAGCAAUGAAGAUGAGGGGCAAGACGAUAUGGAUUUUGAGGACGACGUGCCAGAUGAGGAUGAGGAAGGUGAACGUCAGAGGAGUGUCCCCCUGUCACCGCUAGAGAGAUUCUUCUCUGAGGAUGAUUCAGUUAAACAGCAUAAGAAGAAGAAACCAAGCAAGAUAAUGGAGGGAAAAGAGUCCAAAGUUAAGAAAAAGAAGAAGAAGGAGGGGCUUCCUAGCAGGCUGGAUGACAUGUCAGAUAGAGAGGAUCGUGGUCACAGGUCGGGAAGUGAGAGCAGCACCUACAGCACCCUGAAGAAGAAAAAGAAGAAACCCAAAGAGAAGAAGGAGAGGAAAACAAAACAGCGAAAGAAAGAUGAUGAUGAGGAUGACGAUGAUGAUGAUGAUGGAAACAUGAAGGAACCAAAGUCAUCCAGUCAGCUGAUGCAAGAGUGGGGUCUCGAAGAUGUGCAGUAUGCCUUCUCAGAGGACGACUAUAAAACCAUCACAAACUACAAAGCCUUUAGCCAGUUUCUUAGGCCCCUCAUUGCCAAGAAGAACCCCAAGAUCCCCAUGUCAAAAAUGAUGACGGUGCUUGGAGCAAAAUGGAGAGAGUUCAGCGCGAACAACCCUUUUAAAGGCACCUCUGCAACUGCUGUGGCGGCUGCUGUGGCAGCUGCUGUGGAAACUGUCAAUGUGGCUCCGCCCAUUUGUAUUAGAAGUAUCCAACAGAUCUCACCAUCUGGGCCAAUCAAAAAAGCCAAAACCAAAGAGGGAAAGGGGCCUGGUGCUAAAAAAAAAAGUAAGCCAGUGAAAGAAACAAAAAAGAAAGGGAAACCGAAGAAGUCCAAAUCAAAAGCAGGCCAGAGUGGAAAAAGGAAAAAAGGCUCUUCGAGCGAGGAAGAUUUCCUGGAUGACUUUUCAGACUUUGAUGACAUCAGCAUUCACAGUGCCUCUGUACGCUCAGACACUUCAGCGGCACCAAAAAAAAAGUCGGCCCGCCGAGGACGAAAAAAAAGAAAAAGAGAGGAUGGAGACGGCUACGAGACAGACCAUCAAGACUACUGUGAGGUUUGUCAGCAGGGAGGAGAGAUCAUUCUAUGUGACACCUGUCCCAGAGCAUAUCACCUGGUGUGUCUGGAUCCAGAACUGGAGAAAGCCCCCGAGGGCAAAUGGAGCUGCCCCCACUGCGAAAAAGAAGGCAUUCAGUGGGAGGCCAAAGAUGACGAGGAGGAGGAAGACGAUGUUGCGGGUGAGGAGGAAGAUGACCACAUGGAGUUCUGUAGAGUCUGUAAGGACGGAGGAGAGCUGCUAUGCUGUGAUACCUGCCCUUCCUCCUACCACAUCCACUGUCUCAACCCACCUCUUCCUGAGAUUCCCAAUGGAGAGUGGCUGUGUCCACGAUGCAUGUGCCCACCGCUAAAAGGGAAAGUCCAGAAAAUUCUGCACUGGGUGUGGGGCGAUCCUCCUCUACCACCUGAGGUCCCCCCUGGGCAGGAUGGUGAGAAGGUGGACAGUUUGGCCAAAAUACCACUGAAGGGCCGUCCAGAAAGGCAGCUGUUUGUGAAAUGGGCUGGCCUGUCCUACUGGCACUGCUCCUGGGUCAGCGAACUACAGUUGGAGUUAUAUCACACAGUAAUGUACCGUAACUACCAGCGGAAGAAUGACAUGGACGAACCGCCACCGUACGACUAUGGCUCUGGGGAGGAGGAGCUUAACAGCGAGAAGAGGAGGAGCAAAGACCCUCAGUACGCAGCCAUGGAGGAAGGAUUCUACCGUUACGGCAUCAAGCCCGAGUGGAUGAUCAUUCACCGGAUUCUCAACCACAGUUUUGAUAAGGAUGGAGAUGUACACUACCUGAUUAAGUGGAGAGAUUUGCCGUAUGAUCAGUGCACCUGGGAGGCUGAUGACUUCGACAUCCCAGAUUAUGACAGCUUCAAACAAGCCUACUGGGACCACAGGAAUCAGGUGCUUGGUGAAAGCCAUCACCCCCUGCUGUUCAGAAAGGGAAAAAGACUCAAAGAGGAAGGGAAGAGGAGAGAACCUCCACCAGACACUCCAGUUGUGGAUCCCACCAUCAAGUUUGAUCAGCAGCCAUGGUACAUCGAUGACACAGGGGGAACCUUGCACCCAUACCAGCUGGAAGGCCUGAAUUGGUUACGCUUCUCUUGGGCCCAAGGAACCGACACAAUCUUGGCUGAUGAAAUGGGCCUUGGCAAGACUGUGCAGACUAUAGUGUUCCUGUACUCACUCUACAAAGAGGGUCACUCCAAAGGGCCUUUUCUAGUCAGUGCGCCACUCUCCACCAUCAUCAACUGGGAGAGGGAGUUCGAGAUGUGGGCUCCGGAAUUCUACGUGGUGACUUACACAGGGGACAAAGAGAGCAGGGCCGUCAUACGCGAGAAUGAAUUUACCUUCGAGGACAGCGCCGUCAAAUCGGGUCGCAAGGUUUUCCGCAUGAAGAAGGACACGCCGAUAAAGUUUCAUGUCCUGCUGACAUCAUACGAACUGAUCACCAUUGAUCAGGCCAUACUUGGCUCAAUUACCUGGGCCUGUCUGGUUGUGGAUGAAGCCCACCGACUAAAGAAUAACCAGUCAAAGUUUUUCAGAAUUCUGAAUGGCUACAAAAUCUACUAUAAGCUGCUCCUGACUGGAACCCCUUUGCAGAACAAUCUCGAAGAGCUUUUUCACCUGCUCAACUUUCUCACCCCGGAGCGCUUCAAUAACCUGGAGGGCUUUCUGGAGGAGUUUGCGGACAUCUCGAAAGAGGACCAGAUUAAAAAACUACAUGACCUGCUUGGGCCACACAUGCUCAGAAGACUGAAGGCAGAUGUGUUUAAGAACAUGCCGGCAAAAACCGAGCUCAUAGUGCGAGUAGAACUCAGCCCCAUGCAGAAGAAAUACUACAAGUUCAUUUUAACACGGAACUUUGAGGCAUUAAAUUCCAAGGGAGGAGGGAACCAGGUGUCCCUUCUUAACAUCAUGAUGGACUUGAAGAAAUGCUGCAACCAUCCCUACCUGUUUCCAGUGGCUGCAGUGGAAGCUCCCGUCUUACCCAACGGUUCUUAUGACGGUAACCUCCUGGUGAAAUCCUCAGGGAAACUCACCCUGCUUCAGAAGAUGCUCAAAAAACUCAAAGACGAAGGGCACAGGGUUCUCAUCUUCUCUCAGAUGACAAAGAUGCUAGAUCUGCUAGAGGACUUCCUGGAGUUUGAGGGGUAUAAAUAUGAGCGUAUUGACGGGGGCAUCACAGGGGGGCUGCGACAGGAGGCCAUCGAUCGCUUUAACGCGCCCGGGGCUCAGCAGUUCUGUUUUCUGCUCUCUACACGUGCUGGAGGAUUGGGUAUCAAUCUGGCAACCGCAGACACAGUGAUCAUAUACGACUCUGACUGGAACCCACACAAUGAUAUUCAGGCAUUCAGCAGGGCGCAUCGUAUCGGGCAAAAUAAAAAGGUGAUGAUCUAUCGCUUUGUAACUCGGGCAUCCGUAGAGGAGCGUAUUACCCAGGUGGCCAAGCGAAAGAUGAUGCUGACCCACCUGGUGGUGCGUCCUGGCUUGGGCUCUAAGACAGGCUCCAUGUCCAAACAGGAACUAGAUGACAUCCUCAAGUUUGGCACUGAGGAGCUUUUCAAAGAUGACGUGGAAGCCGCCAGAACGAUGGGAGACAAUAAAGAAGGAGAGGAGGGUAGUGUGAUCCACUAUGAUGAUAACGCCAUUUCCAAACUGCUGGACCGUAGUCAGGAUGCCACUGAAGACACAGAAAUCCAGAACAUGAACGAGUACCUGAGCUCAUUUAAGGUGGCUCAGUAUGUGGUGAGAGAGGAGGAUGGAGAGGAGGAGGUCCAGAGGGAGAUUAUUAAGCAGGAAGAGAAUGUUGAUCCAGACUACUGGGAGAAGCUCCUGAGGCACCAUUACGAGCAGCAGCAGGAAGAUCUGGCCAGGAACCUGGGAAAAGGGAAACGCAUCCGCAAACAGGUCAACUAUAAUGACGCCUCGCAGGAGGAUCAAGAAUGGCAGGAUGAUCUUUCAGAUAAUCAGUCUGAGUACUCUGUCGGGUCCGAGGAUGAGGAUGAAGAUUUUGAGGAACGACCUGAAGGAGGACGCAGACAAUCUCGCAGACAGUUGAAGAGUGAUCGGGACAAACCGUUGCCACCAUUGCUGGCUAGAGUUGGUGGAAAUAUAGAGGUAUUGGGAUUUAACGCCCGGCAGCGGAAAGCUUUCCUGAAUGCGAUUAUGCGCUGGGGAAUGCCCCCACAAGAUGCCUUCAACUCUCACUGGCUGGUCCGUGACCUGAGAGGGAAAAGUGAAAAGGAGUUCAGGGCUUAUGUCUCUCUGUUCAUGAGGCACCUGUGUGAGCCAGGGGCAGAUGGAGCAGAGACAUUUGCAGAUGGGGUCCCAAGGGAAGGCCUGUCCCGCCAACAUGUUCUCACCCGGAUCGGUGUCAUGUCUCUGGUGCGCAAGAAGGUUCAGGAGUUUGAGCAUGUUAAUGGGAAGUUUAGUACACCAGAUUUGAUUCCUGUGGGAUUGGAGUUGAAAAAACUAACUGAAAGUGUCUCGUCGGACCCCAACACCCCUGUUCCUGCCAGUCCGGUUCCGACUCAACCCAGCACACCUGUUCCUUCAGAUAAGACAGAGUCAGUGUCUGGUUAUCAAGAAGACAAAGAGAUUACAGAACCAGAGAACACCAAAUCGCUGGACCCUGAGCAGCCAGUUAUGCCAGAACCCUCCCCUGCACCAGAGAAGACCAGUGAAGGAGAAGAGUCAAAGAGCAGCAGUCCAGAUGAGAAACGAAUAGAAGAAAAUGAGAAGAAUGACACCCCUCCUGUCCCUUCAGAGCCAUCGUCGAAUCAAGCACAGCCGCCCACUAAGCCUAGUGAGCAGUCAGCCAAUCAGACACCUCUGGACUGUGGUAAAGGGAAAGAAACUUCUCCAGAGAGAGGGGAAAAUAAACCAAGCCCAGCAAAAACAGACGAAAGGGAGCAAAAACCAGCCAUUCCUGAUGAUUUAAAAUCUGAAGAACAAAUUGUAAACCAAUUGAAUGGAGAGAAAGAUGUGAGGGAUGAUGCAGACGAGAGCCACAGAGAUGACAAAAACAGCAUUAAGACUCGGUUCAUGUUCAAUAUCGCAGAUGGAGGAUUCACAGAAUUACACACACUGUGGCAGAACGAGGAACGCGCAGCUGUGUCAUCUGGCAAAAUGUACGACAUCUGGCACCGUCGCCAUGACUACUGGCUGCUGGCUGGCAUCGUAACACAUGGCUAUGCCCGCUGGCAGGACAUUCAGAAUGACCCACGGUACACCAUUCUCAAUGAGCCUUUCAAGACUGAAAUGCACAAAGGAAACUACUUAGAAAUGAAGAAUAAAUUUCUCGCCAGACGUUUUAAGCUCCUGGAACAGGCUUUAGUAAUCGAAGAGCAGCUACGGCGCGCAGCAUACCUGAAUAUGACUCAAGACCCCAGUCACCCUGCCAUGGCCCUCAACACACGUUUCGCAGAGGUGGAGUGCCUGGCUGAGUCCCAUCAGCACCUCUCCAAAGAGUCCUUGGCUGGUAACAAACCAGCCAAUGCUGUGCUGCACAAAGUGUUGAAUCAGCUGGAGGAGCUGUUAAGCGACAUGAAGGCUGACGUGACGCGGUUGCCCUCCAUGCUUUCGCGGGUCCCACCCGUGUCCGCCCGGCUCCAGAUGUCAGAGCGGGGCAUCCUCAGCAGGCUCACCAGCCGGGGCAACGAGCCGCCACCUCAGCAGCCUUUCCCUCAGGGCUCUUUCGGCUGUUCUCAGAUGUAUAAUAGCAGUUUCGCCGGAGGGUUCCGUGGACCUGGAGGCACCGCGAUGGUGAACUACAGCCAGAUGCCCCUGGGGCCAUACGUCAGCGUGUCCUCAAACGGACCUCCGGCACCAACCAGCCACCUGGAGAAAAAGUCUAGUGAUGCUCUGCGAGAUGUGGCCACACCUGAUUUAAAAUCAGGCAAACCCAGCGAUGUUAUAUGCAUCGAGGACUAGCCUGCAGCCAUUCCGUCCACUAUCUGUACGACACAGACAGAACCUUGGAGAACUCCUCUAAACAACAAAUAUUAAACAGCAGACCUUAUCAGUUGCACUUUUGUCUUUCAGAAUCUGUACUUGUACUCGCCUAUAAGUUGUAUUCAGUAGAGUUCCGUUACUCUUUCAUUCUUUUUUAACUUCUGCGAUACGAAAGUCUUGAUCGAUUAAGGAGAGACUGAGAACGCUUAUGUAAAGGGCACCAUUGUUCUGACAGUCCUUUGAGCUUUGUUUUUUUUAUUAUUAUUAUUUUUACAUCAUUGUGUGUUUUUCUUGAUGGCCAUGAAGGACAUUUUCAUCUCUGCUAACGUUGAGCCAUCUGGAGGUGCUACUAGUUCCUGGCCAGCUCAAAGACCGGGCGUCCCACCUCUGGGUUCUUUUGCAGCCUCUGCUUUGCUCCUGGCUCUGCUCAUGAAUGGUGUGUUGUUGCUGCCCCUGCAGGUUAUUGAUGUGUAGUGCAUCUAAACACAGAAUUGUGCAAUGACUGUCAUUUUUCUCUGGAAUACUUAAGAUGAUUCUACAGUAUGUCACCACUGAUGUUUGCUUUUUGAAUUGUACUAGAUUGUUUUCAGUUUACAUUACUCUCUAAAAAGAAAAAGAGUGUUGACCCAUGAAAGGUUAAAAGGUGCUUUUAGUGAUUUUUAAAAAAAAUUUUUUUAAUUAUUAUAACAAGUUUUACCCUUAAUGAACUUAAUAGUACUUAAAUUUAAAACAGUGUACACUCAAUUGAAUUUGCAGCCUAAUAAAAGCUUGGGCUGCUUCAUGCAAGAUCACAUGACCUGAUAAAUAAUACGCACUAAACAAAAAUUACAGAUUGUACCUUAGAGCGGUAAUAAAUCAAUGGCAAAUGGAAUGUUUUUCGUGAAUUAAGAGCUGAUAUGAUACUUUGAAAAAUCUGAAAAACAUCCCAGUUGUGGUGUUUGCUGUCAAACAUUAGAGCUUACCCUCAACUCUAAAGGAAUGUUUCAUUUUAAAUGAACUCUGUUGACAUCAUCUGUGGUAAGCUGUAAUACCACAGAAAUGAUUUUGUCCCUCGGUUUGUUGAAAACGAAACAAAACAAAAACAUUUAUAGUAAUUCAUUUGCAAUGUAAGUCUAUGGGGAAAAUGUACAAUACCCGAAUAAAUGUUAAAACGUACAUCAUCGUGACUUUUUACAUGAAACACACUCUGCCCACAAUUCCAUAGGUCUGGAAAUGUUUCGGUAACAUAUAAAAGUAGUCUCGCCUCAAAAUUUUCAUGUAUAUUUUUAACAUUUAAUUUAAUUUUCAUUUUUAACAUUUAAAAUGUUGACGAAUAAUUCAUGUAGGUGCCAAGUCUCACAUUUUUCUUUUAAAUGACCUUUUGUUUGAUUUUACAAAUCGAAGGACAAGCCAAAAUUAUAUUCUGUAGUUAUCAACAGCAUGCUUGAAAUAUUUCUACAAGUUUUUAAUUUCCGGAACAAAGUGUGUGUUUCCACCAUGUUCCUGAAUAAGCUCACAUGCAAAUACACUGAAUUUGUAAACUUAAUUGCCCACAUUUUGUAUUGUUGUUAUUAUUAUUUUCACAUUCUUUCUAUUGUCAGAUGCAUUUUGCUUGACAUUUUGUGAAAACUUGGACCCUAAGUACGUUGGUUUACUAAGCCGAGCUUAUGGAUAGUAUUGACAUGAUUGUUCUGGUGCCAUAAGUGGUUGGAUUGUUUUUCUUUAAAUUUGAAAUGAUAUGCCUUGUGUAACUGUAUUUUAAGCAGCGCACUUUAUAUGGAGAUCGGAUGUGACCAUAGAGACGGCAUCUCCUAUGGGCCAUUUCAAAUGCAGUAGAACCUCUUUCAAUAACUCGUAUACUCAGUUUCGGUCUGUGGUAGUCAUGUUAAUUAAUGUAGAUGAAGUAUUUUGUUUGAUUUCUGCAUCUCAGCAUCAAUGUAAAUGGCACUGAAGUGUCAUGGCUGACUGUAAAUGUGAUCAUAGCUUCUUUUGCAGUAGUUUUAAGGGGUUCAAGAUGAUGGUCAUUUUUGUGUAAACUAUGAAUUUGGGGGAAAAAAUGCAGUUAAAUGUUCACACGCACACACUAGAAGAAACCUCAAAUGAUUUCAGUGAAACAAAGGCAGCCUCAAGAGUCAAGGGACCUUAAACCCAAGGUUAUAAAGAGAGAGCCAGCAGCAUAAAAUGUGUUGUGAAAUUAAGUUUUGUUUUUAUCCUGUGUGAUGAGUUUACAUCAUUUCAUUUGUACUUUUUAUCACAGUAUUGAUAUUGACAUUAAGAUCCAUUUAAAUGCAAUCAAACUGAAGCCAAAAUGAAUGUAUGAAGUAUUUAAAAAAGCUUCAGUCUAAUGUUAGAAGUCUCUUCAUUCAAGUACACACUAGGCUUCAAAAGCUACCAAAAGACCCUGGUCAAGACACCUUUGUUGCAAUGAACGCACAGCAUGUGAGAUGUCUUCAGAUUACUUUGGACCAGAGAGAUCUUUGUCCUGGUUUCUAAACAGCUAUGAGCAAAACAAUAAACAGUAUUGCUAUUUUGCAGAGAUAUAAAUAUGGAAAACAUAAGUGAACUACCAUCAUUUCACUUUGUACUCAGUGUAUUUGUUUAAUGUGUUUUAAUAAAUUCUCUCCAAUAAGA